Messenger RNA from Hymenoscyphus albidus, 1032 nucleotides. NCBI's taxonomy places the organism in Eukaryota, Fungi, Ascomycota, Leotiomycetes, Helotiales, Helotiaceae. The record is from the annotation of a GenBank genome assembly.
AUGGUAGAGACAACCCGGGGUCUCUUUGGUUCUGAUAUGUCUUUGUACUGUACAGGGAUCCUAGGGAAUAAUGCCCCGUCGACGGAAACCUCGCUUGCGCAGUUUGAUCUCAUCACUAAUAUCAAUCACCGCGGUGCAUGGCUAUGUUCACGAGCCGAGAUAGGCCAGAUGCAGAAACAGGAGCCGUUGCAGGGGAAGAGUGUAAGAGGUGCCGUUGUCAAUAUCGCCAGUCAGCUAGGGUUAGUAGGACGAAGAGACGCUCGUGAGUUCUUCGCCAUCUUAAAAGGUUAUGAUACGAGUAAGACUUAUAUUAAUAAGAAGUAGCAGCGUAUUGCGCAAGUAAAGCCGCAGUCAUCGCAAUGACCAAAUGCGAUGCUAUAGAUGUAAAAUUCCGUUCCUCUAUCUUACUAAACGCCCUCCGCCCCCCUUUAUACACGGAGAGAGCUCGGCUAAUUCGAUAACGGUCUAGUACGCUCAACAUAACAUCCGUAUCAAUUGUGUUUGUCCGGGGGUGAUUGCGUGAGUACAUCUCUCCUUAUAUAAAGCCUGUUGUACUUUUUAUUCUAAUCGAUAUUUGUUAGAACCCCAAUGACACAAUCCGAUCCCAGUUUUGCUGCUGCCCUAGGGCCGGCUACUGCGAUAGCACCUAUGAAUCGAAUGGGGACUGCGGAGGAAGUUGCGGCUGCUUGUUUGUGGCUGUGUGGGGAUAGGGCGGGUUUUGUUUGUGGUCAUGCUUUGGUGGGUUAUUUUUCUUUUUCUUUUUCUCCCUUUUAUUUUGGCGAAGGAAUUAUGGUUUCGAUGGAUGAUAUGCGGAUCCUUGAUGAUGUAUCUAUGCCACGCCAAUUACAUACAUGCUAAUUCUCGCGAAAUAGGUUGUGGAUGGUGGAUAUACGAUUAACUAAUAUGUUAUGUCAUAAGGUUCGCUACGGAGAUGGAGAAUACGGGUGGUGCGUGAUCUCGGUUUUGUGUCCUGCGAAAUGCUGGAUAGUAGUGCACUGUACUUGAAGUCUUAGAAGAACCUUUUUAGCUGAA